Messenger RNA from Staurois parvus, 294 nucleotides. NCBI's taxonomy places the organism in Eukaryota, Metazoa, Chordata, Amphibia, Anura, Ranidae. The record is from the annotation of a GenBank genome assembly.
AGAAAGAACAGUCAAAAUGCAGGCAGGGCACAGGACAAAGCAGUAGGGACAAAAUGUAUAAAAAAAUUAAAUUUUUUAAAAUGUUUAAAUUUGCCGCCGGUUCCGGCGCCCGGUAUGUCCCAAGUUACGGGGACCGGAACACGGAAGCCGGCAUCGGCCGGAGGAGAUGGCCUGGGACUCUGCAGGGGACACAUUGCAGGAGCGAAGGACAAAGUAAGCGCUGCAGGAACUCCCUGAGCAACACCGCAUGGUAAGCCCGAGUGUAGCUCGGGGUUACCCUCUUGGUACUGAAAU